AUGAAAUUCCUGCUCCGUGCCUCAACACUCGCCGGACAAUCGUUGCGAUUUGCUUCUCAACGACCCAAAGUGUUCUUCGACGUAUCAAUCGGAGAAGAACCAGCCGGACGUGUCACUUUCGAACUUUUCAGUGAUGUCGUGCCGAAGACCGCCGAGAAUUUCCGUGCUCUGUGCACCGGUGAGAAAGGUGUCGGAAAGAGUGGAGUUCCACUUCACUUCAAAGGAUCCAAGUUCCACAGAAUCAUUCCUGAAUUCAUGAUCCAGGGAGGAGACUUCACUCGUCACAACGGAACCGGUGGAGAAUCAAUCUAUGGAAUGAAGUUCAAGGAUGAGAACUUUGAUCUCAAGCACACCGGACCAGGAUGCUUGUCAAUGGCCAACGCUGGGCCGAACACCAACGGAUCGCAGUUCUUCAUUUGCACAGUUGACACCCCAUGGCUCGAUGGAGGGCACGUUGUCUUCGGUCAAGUCACCGAUGGAAUGUCUGUUGUGAAGAAGGUCGAGCAAAUUGGUUCCCGAUCCGGAACACCAACGAAGGUCGUCACUAUCUCUGAUUGCGGAGAGUUGAAGAGCGAAUGA
Molecule: messenger RNA, 579 nt
Organism: Caenorhabditis remanei
Lineage: Eukaryota; Metazoa; Nematoda; Chromadorea; Rhabditida; Rhabditidae
Exons: 2
Coding region: 1-579 (192 amino acids)
Biological process (GO): protein folding; protein peptidyl-prolyl isomerization
Cellular component (GO): intracellular membrane-bounded organelle
Molecular function (GO): peptidyl-prolyl cis-trans isomerase activity
Source: RefSeq, a predicted model, not a curated record